Messenger RNA from Tetranychus urticae (two-spotted spider mite), 2221 nucleotides. RefSeq lists its product as uncharacterized. The record is from RefSeq and is a predicted model, not a curated record. Gene Ontology annotation, molecular function: RNA polymerase II cis-regulatory region sequence-specific DNA binding; DNA-binding transcription factor activity, RNA polymerase II-specific. Lineage: Eukaryota; Metazoa; Arthropoda; Arachnida; Trombidiformes; Tetranychidae. Gene Ontology annotation, biological process: anterior/posterior pattern specification; negative regulation of transcription by RNA polymerase II. Gene Ontology annotation, cellular component: nucleus.
AAAUCCAAGCUAAAGAUGGAGCUUGUUUCUUUCGUUUGUUGCCAUUUUUUUCGUAAAAAGUUUAGUUAGACAAAAACACAAGAUUUAAAUGAAGAAAGGAAAAAAAGAAAGACCAUGAUAGGCACAAAAGUAGACAGAGACUCUGAACUUGGUGAAUGCAUAUACAGAAAUGAAGUGUUCAAGAGGCAAAAAGCGAAAGAGAGAAAAGAAAGGGAAGAGAGAAAAAUUAUGAUAUUACGAGGGAGAAUAGGAUAAAUCCAGUUUAAUGAGUCACCUCCAUAUUAAGAGAGAGAGAGAAAGCGAGUGAAGAGAGUAAAGAGAGAGAUUGAGUGAGAUUGAGAGGCGCCGUUGAAGUAUCUUGUUGGAAGGUCCAUUCGUUGAUAUAACAUUAUAGUGAUAAAGACAGAGAAUAAUGUAAUUUAAAAAUUGUUCAAUUAAACGCACUGAUUGGGCGAAUAAAGUUUUAUGUGAUUUCAUUGAAUCUUGUUUCCUUUCAAUCCUUUACCAUUCCGAUCAACUUGUGACAUCAAAGUGCUGGAAUCUCAACAUUUUCACCUUUACUUCAACAAUAAUCAAGUGUGUUUCAUAUGUGUGAUUAUGGGAUCAUUUCAACAUUCAUUUCAUUGAUUAAUCCAACAUCAUAACCAUAGGCCUCGCCAUGUCCAUUUUUAACCAAAAGCUUCACCAAAAUUUACAUGGAAUAUUCAACAACCAUUGGUGAUUAACUGAAGUGAUAGUUAUUGCUAUUUUUUAAAGACAUGUGUGAUAUGAGUCCAUAUUUUACCAACACAUCAACAUAUGGCUCUGGUUCAAAUGGACAUGAAACCUAUGGAAGUGAAACUCAUCAUCACCAUGGGUUAUCCCAGUGCCAUGAAAAUGGACGAGGACCAGUAACAGGGACAGGUCAUUAUGCAUCAUACCAGCAAAUGCAAUACUCCCCUGGUUUAACAUCAUCUUCACAACAACCACACCCACGUUUUCCUCCAUUUGAUCGAUUAACAUUAAGAGAGCUGGAAGCAACCAAUUCUCAUGAAGUCAAAUAUGAACCAACUAUUCCAUACUAUAACUGUUCAAGUAACGGUGUACCUUCAGGUCCACCUGCACCUGAUGACAAUUCUCAUCAACAAACAUCAAUACCACCGUCUCAAUUAACAUCGCCCCAACAAGCAACUGUAUCUCAGCAAGCUCAACAAACUGCUCAAUCGUUAACAUCACCCUAUGAUUGUGGAGGCGGAGGUGUAGGUCAUAGUCGUAUUCACAGUUUAACUCCUCCACAUGACUCAACGAACCAGCAAUAUGUUAGUUGUAAAAUGCAACAAAUUCAACACCCUCAUAGAGAUAUAAUGGCCGGUCCUCAGGGACACAUGCUACAAGUAUCGGGUUCAACAUCACCGCCAAUGUCUGGCAACCAAAGUGGUAAUCAAAUGUAUCCUGGUCCAGUAGAAAGUCCUAGUGAACCCAAUUCAAGUUCAUCAAUUGCACCAAAUUAUUUUCCCUGGAUGAAAAGUCAGUUUGAACGUAAAAGAGGUCGUCAAACAUACACUCGAUAUCAAACCCUGGAACUGGAAAAAGAGUUUCAUUAUAAUCGUUAUUUGACUCGUCGACGGCGCAUUGAAAUAGCCAACAUUUUAUGUUUAACUGAACGUCAAAUUAAAAUUUGGUUUCAAAAUAGACGAAUGAAGUGGAAAAAGGAGAAUAACAAGAAAGACAUGAAUUCAGGUGUAACAUUGAUGGUAGGUAAUGAUGGAAAUGGUUCAUCAGGAGCCAAUGGAAACAAUUCAAGUUCACACUCAACCGGUAAUCCAGGUUCAGGAGGUAGUAAUAAUAGCAACAAUAAUACAAGUGGCCCUAUUGGUGGACCACUAGUAAGUAAACUGGAACACUAAUAAAUUAUAAAUAUUGGAUUAAUAAUUGUAAACUCAUCAUUCAAUGGACAUUCAUAUGGUAAUAAUAAAAAGCAUCAACAACAAACAAACCAACAAAACAAAACAGAAAGACAUAAAUAUAAAAACAAAAAACACAUAAAAAACUAACUUAACAAAAACAAUGACAUAAAAUACAUACAAAUGCAUACAUUGUAACACUCACAAACCACAUACAAACAUAUACACUUCACUCAUAUACUUAUAAGCACAACAUUAAUAUUGUAUUAAUAUGAAAAUCAUGAACAUAAACGUAAAUUAAUAAAAAAAUAUGUCAACAUCAACAUUAUUUACAUUCA